AACAUUUCUAUUUUGGAACUUUGAAGAAGCGCAGCAGUUACUUGACGUUACAUAGCCUAUACUACUGGUACAAGUAACAGUUUGUACUUUUCAAGCAUUGCAACUCCGCCACUGCCCAGUCCCUUGUUCGCCCUCGCCUGAUGGAAUCGGAGGAAGGAGGUGAUCCUCAGCAACAGCGGCAGUUUCCGGCCCGAAAGUACCCGGUGAUACUUCACCGAAGUCUUGCGCAAGGACAACUGUUCAAGCUUCUGCAAGAUCACGAAGUUCUCAAACCGCGAGUGUCCACCUCGGUUUUGCCGAGAUCAUGCAUUAUACCAUCGCCAUCCAUAGCACUUCUAAUCCUCAAUAUUGACGAUAUCCAUGUUCUAAAGCAACCAGUAGGAGUGGAUAGCAGCAGUGGCAGCGGCACAACCAGCUCAUCAAAUAAUCUAGCUGAUGGUACGGUUGCUCAACUGAAUACUGCAAUAGUCAAAAGCGUGCAAGAAUUUAUCCGACUUCAUCGCAACUGCUAUGUUGUACUACAAGUAUGCGGCAAGCAGAUAACCAUUCAGCAGCAUACUGCGCUGGACGUCUUUCAGCGUAGGUUCUUCAAAGAAAACAUAGCAAUGGCUCUUGUGAAAGACAGUGCAGAGUGCGUGGCACUUAUCACGGACCUUACAAAGGUAGGACAAGCUGAGGUGCGGACAAAGCUUCACCAGCACCAUGCCAGGACAAUGCAGCAGGGUGGCGUACUGCAGCUCGAGAAGGUCAUCAGUCUACUGAAGCUAGCUGGAAUACGAAGCCAUGAUGCCAUUGUGCUCUACGACAGUUUCGGAAGUCUGGCCAACUUGGCGCAUGCCUCACUGGAGCAGCUCUCGCAGUGCUGUGUGCCGAGAAACGUCGUGCAUGCCAUACACGACUUUUUGCGCAGUGACUGCGUACCCAUUUAGUGCAUGCCACCCACAACUUUUUCCGCAAUGAUUGCGUACCCAUUUAGUGUGUAACGGAGUAAG
Molecule: messenger RNA, 992 nt
Organism: Sycon ciliatum
Lineage: Eukaryota; Metazoa; Porifera; Calcarea; Leucosolenida; Sycettidae
Exons: 6
Coding region: 141-929 (262 amino acids)
Biological process (GO): synaptonemal complex assembly; reciprocal meiotic recombination
Cellular component (GO): chromosome
Source: RefSeq, a predicted model, not a curated record